AUCAAACCAAGCAGAUGUAGUCUCUCCUUGCUUGUCUCCUUUGGCUGUAGUUGGGUUUUGUGUGGUGCUUCACAAGAACUAGGCUGCUAAAAGUGGUUGUAGUUACGAUAACGUUUUGAAGCAUUUAUAGCUAGAGAUUUACAUGCAUUUGGACAUGGUUUGUUGUUUCACAGAGGCUCAGGUGCAGCUAGGUAGGUUUUGUGCUUGGCAAAGCUUGUACAGCUGCGGAGGAUUUUAGGGGUACCAAGAGGGCCUGGCCAUCUUCCUUCCACACCCAUGAGGACAGCAGGUAGCACAUCCACCGCAGGAGUGACUCCAUGUUUCCAGGGGAUGUAAGCAUGAUGGGGUUCAUGUGCUGGAUGUGCCAGGCUAGGCACUCCCCAUUGCUCUGCAGCACAAAGCAAACCACAGUGCGGAAGAAAAUAUAGCUUUAGAUGCUCAUCAGUGGGGAUUUUGUGGUCAUGAAGUGAGAGGUUUUCUGUGAGCUUAAUGGAAAAAAUAUAUAUAUUUAAUGAGCUUACGAAAAUCUUCUGUAGCAUAUUAAGUUGCACUAAGCUGAGCGAAGCGAUGACAGGAAUAGCUUAUAACUACAAAGUAUGGCUUUGCCUCUCUGUAGACUGCAGAGCAGGCAAGCCAAGAUGGCCAUCUUGCGUCUGGGCUUUUGUUUUGGGGAAGUUUUUUCAGUUAAUCUGGCCACAGAAGUGAAAUGUUUUUCCUCAGCUGUUACGGCUUUUUAGGUUUUGACGUGAAACCAGCUCAGACACACACACACACACCCUUAGUCAGUGACAGGAGUGUUGGACUCUGUUUCGACAGCGGUUAGUGUGCUAUUCUGCAUAGGGAACAUAGCCAAAACCCUGCCUCGGCAUCCCCAAAGAGCAGGACAUGGCUCUCAGGGACUUCUAGCUGUCCCCUCCCUGGCUAUGGGGUGGCCACUGCUGUGUUCAGCAUGCCCCUUGCAGCUGCCCUGGUGCAAGGGUGAUGCUCAUGAUGGUGUGAAGGGCUUGCUCAUGAUCCUGACUCAGAUUUACAUAAAGUUUGGAGGAGCCUCACUGGCACCAGAGCACACAGCUCUACCUGUGCUGCAGGUCCUGCUCCCCAUGGCCAUGGGGGGAGCAUGCAGCCCAUCCCCUGCUGCCAGGAUCCUGCUCUGCACAGCCCUCUGGUUCUUGCUGAGGGUUGGAAACCCCCAAGCCAGUGCCUGCACCAUCUCCUCUUUGCUUUGUUUGAGUUUCUGUUUGCAUUUACUUCACAGUUCCUUUCGCUCUGUUCCGCUUUGCCUUGGUUUCGUUCCGUGCCACAUACCCAUCUUAUUCUUUUCAUUUGUCUUUUCUGUUCUUUUAGUUUCCACCCCUCAGAUAAGCAUGUGCUCCCCCCCCUCUCAGCCCCAGUCUCCACCUCCCACCUGCAGUAACUGGGGUGCUGUGUCCCCACCGCCGCCUCAUGCCAGCGCUGUCUCUUCAGCACCCGCUGUCCUUGAGCCUGCUAGUCAAUCCUCUUUCAGAUCCCUGCAGAGAGUCAGAGACCCCCCCCAGCUUCUGCACAGGCACUCAGCCUCCGAGCUGCCAAUGGCCCGGGGCUCCUCUCCCCCAGCCUGCCCAAACCGCAGGACCAUAAUAACAUCAGGCAUCAGGCGAACCUCGCUGUCUCCACCACCUCCCCAUCCUUCCCACUUUCCCUUCACCUUUCGCCAGCCUCUCAGGCGCUCUUCUCUUUCAUGCUCUCCUCGGUCUUCUGCUUCCUCUGCCACAAAUGCACCACCUCUGCAGAGGGGUGAUGUCCUGCAGCCACGUGGUCCCACCAUCCUGCCUGUCAUUCCUGUCCCACCUGACAGGGGCAAGGGACCCACAGAUAAAGCAAGCCAGGAGACCUUGGCAAACAUACCUCUGAAUGGCUAUCCUGAAGAACAAAUUGCUUUAGGCCCCUCUGGGACCCAGGUGAAAAGUGUGGACAGGUGCUUCUUUCCACACCUAGGAGCUGCACCCUCCUCCCCGCUGCCCACCAUCGCCAGCCCCUCCAGCUCCUUUGGCCAGGCUCCCUCCCCAUCCUCCCAUCCAUCUUCUCGUCCUCCACAGCAGUGGUAUCAGUCCAUGUCACACUGUCUUCCAUUGCCUCCCCCUUCCGCUGCUGUGUCUGAGGUGACUAUGCCCAGGAGGACCCCUCUUUACAUGACUUCAUCAGCCAUUGCCCACUUGAGUAAGUACUGACUUUGAACGAGUUGCGACCUGUAUGAAGCCUUAGCUUUCAGGUGCUUAAAAAGCCUCGUUGGCACGGCCCGUGACCACUAGAAAAAGGGCCGAGGUGCCCAAGGCUGCUCCUGCUGUAUGUGAUUUCUGAAACUAAGGUGGAAAAAUAUCGAAAUUGCUCAGGAAAGGUCCAGGGAUCUCCUGAGCUAAAAGCAAGACAAAAAGCAAGAAUUACAGGACUGGGGCCCUGUAGCUGGGUUGUUGCAGUGCAUAUUCUUACUGUAUUAGCCCAGAAGGAGAUUUUUAUCAUUCAACAGAGUGAAAUUGCAUUUGGCAGCGAGCUUUAUACAAAAUCUAUUUUCAGCUGGUCCAAACAUAGCGGAUGGGCUCUUCUGAAGCUGGAGGCCAGGUCUGCGGUAGACUUGUCUGUUUAGCAAUAUUGGUAGAGGUUGUGAUUUUUAUUCUCUUUCCUAAGCGGUAUUUCUGUUACCAGCAAAAGAGAUAACAUGGAUUUUGUUAUAGUUACCCAGAAUCCCCUCUGCUUGUGUAAUUUAUUUCAUUCUAGAAACUCUUUUCCUCAUAUAAAGUGCAUUUAUACUUUGGUUGAGUUUAUACCAAGUUGAGGGCUUGUCCCUAUAACUAUUCCAGCAAAUCUUUUUCAUUGCAGGCAGACCAAGAGCUUGGGUCUGCCACUUUGCAUAUGGUCUUGAUUUCUAGUGCUUGUCUAAAGCCUGCAGAGUCAGAACACUUACGAGUAAUGCCUAUUUGCAAUUCAGAUCAUAUGUUUUGUGACUUGGAUCCAUUCCUGUUUAUAACCACAUAUAAUGCUUAAAUGACGUGCCUAGAAAAGGAAGAAAACUGAGACAUUUCUUCUCACUUUCUGCUGAAAAUAUUACUGCAACCACUGGAGGCUCAGUCUUCCAGCUGAUAUAAGUCCUUGAAAUCCACUUAGUUCAAUAAACUUAUUUUAAACUCACAUUAGUCCAUUACUUUGACUCAGUUCAAUUUUUGCCUCAGGCUGGCCUCUAAUUAGGUGGGUGUAGUUUUGCAAUUACAAUUAACAGUACCCACAAUGAAUUACUAGCUAUUAUGUUUGUGAACCAGAGAGGGCUUGAAACAUUUAAAGUAUUUCUGGUAGCAGCCAUGGUUCAUUUCAAGAAUGGAAUUGGAAGUGUGAAAUAAUAGCAGAGGUAACCACAGAAAUAAGGCAGUAGCGUAAGAAAACCUAGAUAAGAAGAAAACCAGGCUGCUAAUGUUAAAUACAGAUUCCAAAUGUUCCUCAGCCAAAACCCACCUGUCUUUCAACAUAACACUUCCUGAACAACUGAACCUGUGAUUAUGUAUCAGGAGCAGCCUGUGAGCUCUGAGAGAGUGUAACAUGGGGAAAUAUCCUCAGGGAGGUGUAUUUGUUCAACUGACCUGUUAACAGACAGGCAGAACACUGCAACGGAGUUACCCACCGCCAGCCCCUCCAACAGGCUGCUGCUCAGGGAAGCUUGGCUGGACCUCGAGGUGCUUGGAGCUGGUCUCCCCCGUGUCAUUUUGCAAGACCAGCUGAGGCCACACACCUGUGCAACAGAAAGGAGGAUGUGUCACUGUAGCCCAUGAUUCUGGUGAAAAGCUGAUGUUAACCACCGUCUACAGAGUUGGCUGAUGUCAUUUCAUAUCUCCAUGUAGAAAGCUGUGAGAGAAGUGAAGAAGCUGCCACUUAUGAAUUGGGAAGUGUUGUCUGUGUUUUGAUUUUGGCACAGAAUAAAGCACUAGCCCAGCCAGGGAGAAGAGGAGGGAGAAAGCUAGUUUAUCAGUGACAGUGUCUCACAGGAGGACACAACUGUAGUUGAUGGACCAUUGAUGCAACCACCAUUUCCCAUUCUUCUGCGUGCUUGGUGCUUCCUUGCAUUGAUCACUCGUCAUGCAGUUAGGUCAUGGCCUUGGGAGCAGGAGCAUGACUUUGCGUACAGGCUGGAGGAGGUUGCGUUUCAUGUCUAAUUGGUAUUCUCUGCA
Falco peregrinus (peregrine falcon) is the source of this 4190-nucleotide messenger RNA. Its product is annotated as ena/VASP-like protein. The coding region runs from base 924 to 2207 and encodes 427 amino acids. The transcript has a single exon. Lineage: Eukaryota; Metazoa; Chordata; Aves; Falconiformes; Falconidae. The record is from RefSeq and is a predicted model, not a curated record.